Molecule: messenger RNA, 1581 nt
Organism: Puccinia triticina
Lineage: Eukaryota; Fungi; Basidiomycota; Pucciniomycetes; Pucciniales; Pucciniaceae
Exons: 2
Coding region: 1-1581 (526 amino acids)
Biological process (GO): sphingosine biosynthetic process
Cellular component (GO): membrane; intracellular membrane-bounded organelle; cytoplasm
Source: RefSeq, a predicted model, not a curated record
AUGAAAACUGAACGGGAUUAUCUGCUUUAUGUCUUACCACCACUAGCACCUGCACCAGCAUCAGAUCCAGUAGGCGAAGAAGGUCGUUCUGAGCAGAAGGGCGGAUUGUGCUGGCUCACUUUUCCUGAGCGACCGCAACCAGGCCGACAAGAAGACCGAGGGGCUGCCGCCGGCGGAGACGGCUCGGCGGCGAAUGGGGCGGGUGACGAGCACUUCCCGGAGUUCCAUUCCGCCCCACCAUCCCACCAGAUCCUCAACAUCGUCCGAGAGAACUUCGUGCCCUUCUUACAACCGCAAGGCCCAUCGAGGUCCAACGAACGAUGGAUGGUUAUGUGGAAUGACCGAGCUGGACAAGGGCUUGCGAAGACAUGGCUCGAUCGGAUCGUCUUGCCUAUCCUCGACUUCGUCGGCACCCCCGCCUCUGAUAUCCGGGUCUACGAAUCCCGGCAAUCUGGCUGGGAAGACGAUCUUAUGAAGAAGACUGACGAGAAGCGCCCGACGAAGGUGAUCAUCCUCGGCGGCGAUGGGACAAUCUCAGAUUUCUUGAGCCAGGCCUAUGCUAAUCACCAGGAACGAAAGAAGAGUGAUCCAAGUGGCUGCAUGGACCAGCUUCACUUCGACCUGGUCAUCCUUCCCCUCGGCACAGCGAAUGCGAUGUUCUUCAAUACCCAUCCCAAAGUGAAAGAGCUGUCUAGGCCGAAAGACAUCCUGGCGGGUCUGUUGGACGCUGUACUGGAGCCCACUCGGCGGGCCGAUGGAGUGCCCGAGCUUGCACCGUCCAGGGCGACAUUGACGGAGGUCCAGACGCUCGAUCGCAGCAAAACGCUCGUCCAAGAAUUGGUCGCAUUCGUCGUCACCUCCACAGCCUUACAUGCCUCGAUCCUCGAGACUGCCAACCGAUUGGUCCUCCAACCAGACUACCAGCCUGCAGGAACUGAGGUGUUCCAACGAGCGUUUCUGAGCAACGUUUCGCGGACCUGGAAUGCCACCGUGAGCCUCCUUCCGUCUGCGCUCGAUGGUACGAUCCAAAGAUACGAUCCGACGACCGAGAGACUCUUGCCGGUCAGCAUGGAUGGAGGAGGAGAUGGUAUUGGAGCAACUCCCGAGGUCCGAUUGGAGGGCCCGUUUAGUUACUUCACGGGGUGUUUAGUCGACCGGUUAGAGAGCAAAUUCAUCAUUGCUCCUCUAAGGAAUCCCGACCGACUGCCACCAUCCCAACAGCGUUCCAGAGCUUCGACGAUCGACCUGGUCAUCCUCAGACCGACCCGUGACGCCAGGCUCAAAUCCAUCCUUCAGGACCCUCAGUCUACUGGCCCUGUUCGCGACGAUGCUCUCACUAAAUUCGUCAGCCUCGUCUUACAAACCGCGUAUCAUGAAGGCGACCACAUCAACCUGUUGUCUGAUGAUGGGCUCCCAAUCGUUGAAUAUUAUCGCUGCGGGGGCUGGAUUUGGACUUCCACUGAUCAAGACCAGACUCAUCAAGUCUGUAUUGAUGGCAAGGUGGUCGAAAUCCCCCCUGAUGGUGGUUCAGUAAAAGUUGAGGUCUUGUCCCCGGAUCAUACCAACAUCACAGUUUAUUAA